Oryza brachyantha (malo sina) is the source of this 3022-nucleotide messenger RNA. Its product is annotated as probable ubiquitin-conjugating enzyme E2 24. The record is from RefSeq and is a predicted model, not a curated record. Bases 1 to 2655 code for a protein of 884 amino acids. The transcript is spliced from 8 exons. Lineage: Eukaryota; Viridiplantae; Streptophyta; Magnoliopsida; Poales; Poaceae.
AUGAGAAGAUGCUUUGUUUCAGUGCUUGGAAGGAUGGAUCUAUUUGCAAUAGACUCAGACAGUGAGUCAUACGCUGAAACAAGUGACAGUGAAGAAGAUCAAGAAGAAUGUGAACUUACUUACUGUGGUCAUGCCCAGAACAUCUUGUCCAGCUUGGACGAGAGCAUUGGAAAGAUUGAUAACUUUUUAAGUUUUGAAAGAGGGUUUCUGCAUGGAGACAUAGUUUGCUCAGCGGCUGACCCGUCUGGUCAACUGGGCCGUGUAGUUGAAGUUGACAUGUUUGUAGACUUGGAGACAAGCUCCAGUGACAUAAUAAAACAUGUCAACAGCAAGAAACUUUCAAGAGUUAGAUCCUUUGUUUCGGGUGAUUGUGUGGUGAUGGGACCAUGGAUUGGACGGGUGAUCAGGGCAUUUGACCUGGUCACCGUUGUAUUCAAUGACGGGGCAAGGUGUGAAAUGCUGUUGAGGGAUUCGGAGGUACUGAAGCCCAUUCCUCCAAUCCUUUUUGAAGAUGCACCCUAUUUUUACUAUCCAGGCCAACGUGUGAGUAUUGUUCAUCCCUCCAUUUCAAAGUCGGGUACAUGGUUGUGUGGAUCAUGGAAAGCCAGUAGAGAUGAAGGAGUUGUGUCUCAUGUCGAUGUUGGGUUGGUCCAUGUGAACUGGAUCACCUCAGUAACAAAUGUUUGGGGGGGUCAAUCAUCAAGUCCUCCAAGCUUUCAGGACCCAAAGAAGCUCACCUUGCUUUCAUGCUUCCCUUACGCCAACUGGCAAUUGGGUGACUGGUGCACUCUUUCAGAUCACGAAGGAAGCCUCUGGGAAAAUUCUGACAAAUCUUGCUUCAUGAGUACACCCUGGAAGUCCAGCUCUGACACUCAAAAGGCUUUCGGUACUUAUGGUUCAGAUUAUUCUCAAACAUAUGUUGUUGCGAAGACAAAGAGCAGUGUUGGUGUUUUAUGGCAAGAUGGAAGUACAUCUCUUGGUUUAGAACCUCAAAGUUUGGUUCCUGUGAGCACUCUUGGUGAUCAUGAUUUCUGGCCUGGGCAAUUUGUUCUUGAGAAACUGACGGUUGAGGAUAAUGGUAGAUGCCAACGGACUGGGAUAGUGACAAGUGUAGAUGCACUUGAGCGGACUGUAAAGGUAAAAUGGGCUAUUUCAGUUGAUAGUGAUACUGCCAGUUCUGGAGAUGGACCGACUGAGGAGACUGUGAGUGCUUACGAGCUAGUAUUACACCCAGAUUUCUCCUUCUGCACUGGUGAAAUUGUUAUCAGGUCAGCUGUGAACAUAGAAAAUUCUGAAGCAAAUCCCACCAAUGGAACCGCAGCAGUUAGCAGGAGGAGCUUAGAUAACUCAGCCUUCUUAUCAUGUAUUGGCAAAGUUCUUGGGUACAAGGAUGAAGGACUUGAAGUCCAAUGGGCUAGUGGUGUGAUAUCUAAGGUUCAGCAUUUUGAAGUUAUUGCAUUGGAUAGGAUUCUAGAUGAUUCUCUAGAUUCCGUGAUUGAGGAACAUACAACUGAUGAUUUGGUAGACAUGGCUGAUCAGGAGAAAAUGCACCUUGAGGAUACAAAGAAUGAUCUGGAAGAGUCUCCUGGAGACUGCACUGGAUCCUUGUGCAAAGCCACUGCUUUCCUCUUUCCCAGGACAGCUUUUGAAUUUCUGACAAACGUGGCUUCUAGUUUGUUUGGUGCUCACGAUUCAACGUCUUCCAAUUCAGUCACUGUAGACCCUCAGUAUAAAAUUGUGACGACAGCAGAACUGCAGCCAUCUCCAGAAGAUCUCUCAGAAGAGAAACAUGCCAUGGAGUUGUUGUCAGGGAUUGAGAAGCCAGCAUUAUCUUCAGAAAAUAUCAUGCGAUUUGAUGUUGUAACCGACUGCUCUGAUCAUCACUUUGUCAAAGAAAAUGGCCACGAAAAUGUCAAAAGAGGUUGGGGGAAGAAGAUACAGCAGGAAUGGACAAUAUUAAAAAAUGAUCUGCCAGAUGGUAUUCAUGUUAGAGUUUAUGAAGAAAGGAUGGACCUCCUGAGGGCUUGCAUUGUAGGUGCAGCUGGAACACCUUACCAUGACAAUCUUUUCUUCUUCGAUAUUUUAUUUCCUCCUGAUUAUCCUCAUGAACCACCUUCUGUUCACUACCACUCUGGUGGCCUUCGUUUGAACCCCAACUUGUAUGAGUCAGGCAAAGUGUGUCUCAGCCUGCUCAAAACAUGGGCAGGAACUGGUAAUGAAGUGUGGAACCCUGAAAAUUCGACUGUUCUUCAACUGCUGCUAUCCCUUCAGGCUCUUGUUCUCAAUGAAAAGCCUUACUUCAAUGAGGCUGGCUAUGACAAAUUCAUGGGGAAAGCAGAUGGAGAGAAGAAUUCCAUCACUUACAAUGAGAAUGCUUUCCUGCUGUCGUGCAAGUCCAUGACGUAUAUUUUACACAAGCCACCAAAGCAUUUUGAGAAGUUUGUUGAGGAGCACUUCACCUGUCGUGCACCGCACAUUCUGGAUGCUUGCAAGGCUUAUCUUGGCGGCGAUCUUGUUGGACAUGCGCGGGACAGUGCAUACAUAUCAGACGAUGGAUGCAAGAACUCCUCAACCGGUUUCAAGAUCAUGCUUGGCAAGCUCUUGCCGAAGCUCGUUGCCACCUUCUCUGAAGCUGGCAUCCCCUGCAGCCUGUGACUCAUAGAAUUGUGUUUGUUUACACUGGUGUUGUAUAUUUGCGACAAAAUUGGGAACACCUAUAUAUACCAGUAUGCUGUAUGUAUAUGUGCAAGAUUUGUGUGUACCCAAAUAAAAUGCUGCCUAGGUUGUAUGGUGCUUACACUGUGCUGUGUAUGUUGUGUGGUAGAGGCAGCUGAUGUGGUUGGGUUUGUGGGUCAGUUGUAUCUUGAGUAUGUGAAGUGUAAUGUAAAAUUGUAAGUGUGCUUAUCUGAAAUUCUAAAUGGUAGCUGCCUGUACAGUCUGACAGAGCAGCUAUCUGCUGUAAUUGUACCAUGGAGUACUUGGGAUAUUGCAUUGUGAAAUAUGAACACAGCUGGUAUCUGUA